Messenger RNA from Closterium sp. NIES-65, 340 nucleotides. Lineage: Eukaryota; Viridiplantae; Streptophyta; Zygnematophyceae; Desmidiales; Closteriaceae. The record is from the annotation of a GenBank genome assembly.
AUGGCGCCUCACAACUUGUCCUGCACGGAGGGCGCCCCCUUCGUUCUGAGUCGUCUCACCGUCCCCUCUAUUGGCUGCAUCAAGCGCAAGCCGCACCGCUACCGGCCGGGAACUGUGGCACUAAUGGAGAUUAGGAGGUUCCAGAAGACCACGGACCUUCUCAUUCGCAAGCUGCCGUUCAUGCGACUUUGCAAGGAGAUCUCUCACACGCUCACCACGAUGGACGUGCGAUGGACCGCUGACGCCGUUCUUGGGCUGCAAGAGGCAGCAGAGGCCUACCUGGUGAGCUUGUUCGAAGACGGAAUUCUGCUCGCCAUUCACUCCAAAAGAGUUACUUUAA